GCUUAUUCCUAAUUCCAGCUUACGCACUGGGGAGUGGGGACUGGUGAGGGGCCGAAACGACAUCGUUGUCUUUUCGGUUUCCUCCUCGCGCGCUAGACUCGCGUGAGAUCCCAUCUCUGAGAAGCGAUCCCACGUUUCAUCGUAAGAGAAGAAUCCCCAAAUUUUGAAAAAUCCAACAAAAAAUUUGCCAUCAAUUUCGAUAGAUCUCCACAAAGCCGUACCGGAAUUUCUCCAAUCUCUGAUAAUAUAAAGUUCUGAGGAGAACUUCAAUGUCGACAGAGAUAGUUGAUGUUAGUGAAAUGCCAGAUGGUAAUGCAGAAGAGCCUCUAAAGUCUGAAAAUCUAUUAUUUCAAAUGAACCAUGGAAGCAAUGGAAACCUUGCCAAGGAAAAUGGGUUCACUGACAGCCGUUUAUUGUCAGAGGAGACUCAUGAACAACUUCUGCAAACAGUUAUGGAGCUAAAAUUUCAGAAUGAAUUCUUCAAAUCACAGUUUGCGGGCUUCAAAGAUUCUCAAUUAGAGAGUGGUGGGUCUCAACUACAAAUAAAAGUAGCACAUGAAAACAGUGAAUCUGCAGAAGUUCGGGAACUCCACGAAAUAAUAGAAUGUUUAAGAAAAGAACUUCAUGAAGAAAAACUAACACGAGGUGCCGCAGAGGAGGCUUUGAGGCAUCUUCGAGAGGCAUAUUCUGAGGCAGAUGCCAAAGCCCAAGACCUGUCUACGAAGCUUGCUGAAGCUAAACAGAAGUUGGAUCAAGAAAUAAAAGAGCGUGAGGAGAAAUACGUGGAGCUUGAUUCCAAAUUUCAGAGACUUCACAAACGAGCAAAACAACGUAUACAGGAGAUUCAAAAGGAGAAAGAUGAUCUAGAAGCCAAGUUUCGUGAUGUGAGCGAAACAGCCGAUAGAACGUCAUCCCAACAAUUGACAUUGCAGCAAGAGCUGGAACGCACACGGCAGCAAGCCAAUGAAGCGUUAAAAGCAAUGGACGCAGAGAGACAACAAUUACGAAGUGCAAACAAUAAACUUCGAGACAGCAUUGAGGAAUUGCGUCGCUCAUUGCGACCAAAGGAGCAAGAACUUGAGUUGUUGCAACAGACAAUUCUGGAGAAAGAACAGAUGUUGGAAGACAUGCGAGGGUUGCUGCAGUCUGCGGAUGAGAAGAGGCUAGCAUCGCUAUUUGAGCUCUCUGCUAAACAUCAGAAGAAUAUAGACAACUUGGAAGCCCAACUUGCUGAUGCAUUGGCUGACAGGAAUAAGGCCACUGAAACUAUCUCAUCGCUGCAGGUUCUAGUUGCAGAGAAAGAGUCGAAGAUUGCAGAGGUGGAAGCAGGUUCAAGUGGUGAGGCAGCACGGCUUAGAGUUGCUGUGGAAGCUGUAAAAGGAGAGCUUGCUCACAUAAAGCACGAGCAUGAGAAAGAGAAAGAUAGCUGGGAAGCUGCCUCACAAGCACUCAAAGCAAAAUUGGAAAUUGCUGAGAGUAAUUGCAUCCGUGCUGAAAUUGAGGCUGCUAAGAUGAGAAGUCAGCUGGAAUUGGAAGUAUCAGUUAAAGCCCAGGUUCUAAAUACAAGAGAUGCUGAACUAUUGGCCGCCAAAGAGGAGAUCAAGCAUCUUGAAAGUGAAUUUUCUUCAUAUAAGGUUCGUGCUCAUGCACUUCUUCAGAAAAAGGAUGCAGAGCUAGCUGCAGCCAAGGACUCUGAACAAGUUAAAGCUCUAGAGGACGCCCUUAGAGAGGCUGAAAAGGAGUUGGAAUUUGCAUCAGCAGAGAAAGAUAAAACUCUUCAAGAUCUUGGGGAAGCUUUGUCUAAUUGUGAAAAAGAACUUGCAGAAAGAGAUGUAGCUCUUGACAUUGCCAAUGAACGGAUCAAGAGCACGGAAACAAAGCUGUAUUCUCUUGGUACUCAACAUGAGUUGGAGAAAGAAGCAUGGGAAAUGAACCUCCAAAAUGUGGAAGAAUUGUGGCGAUUCAGAUGUGAGGCAUUGAAGGCUGAAAGUGAAGCAUCCUCUGGGCAAGAACUACAAAGAGAAAUAGAAGAGCUUAGGUUGCAGUAUAAAAGAUUGAAGGAAGAGGAUGAUUCAUUUCGUGAUCUUGCUGAUAGAAUGAUUGAGGAGAAGGAUAAAGAAAUCUCUAGGCUGUUGGAUGAUAAUAAAAGUCUUCAACUAUCCCUGCAAUCAAGGCCUUUGGCUGAUCAAAAUAACAAUUUUGAGUCAGUGUCAGGCAUGCAAAAACAGGACGUUGAAAACUUUACCGCCUCUGCUGCAGACCAACAGAUUCUGCUUUUGGCAAGGCAACAAGCUCAGCGGGAAGAAGAGCUAGUACAGUCACAGAGGCACAUUUUAGCGCUUCAGGAGGAAAUCGAGGAGCUUGAACAUGAAAAUCGUCUACAUAGUCAACAGGAAGCUAUGUUGAAGGCUGAGCUUCGGAAUACGGAAAGAAUGCAGAAGAGGGAAGGGGUAGAUAUGACAUAUCUUAAAAAUGUUAUCUUGAAGCUUCUUGAAACAGGUGAAGUGGAGGCUCUUCUACCAGUAAUUGCUAUGCUUCUUCAAUUUAGCCCAGAGGAGAUGCAGAAGUGUCAACAAGCUUAUCGAGCAUUGGCUGAUGUUCCUCCAAGCCCAGCAAGCAAUGCAUCAGGAUCUCUUUUCUCGAGAUUCUCAUUUUCCUAAUGGCAGAAAAAAGGAUGGCUACGACACCUGACGCAACAAUGUGUCAUUACAGGUUUUGUUAUAUAAGAUCUUGUAACAAUUUUUUUUUCGAUUGAACUGUUCUUUGUAAAGUACAAUUACGGCGGAUAAAUAGAGAAUGAUAGGUAGAUGAGGAGGAAGAGCAUCCGAGAUUUGUUUGGUUAUUCAUUCUGGAAGAACUGAUGGGAUGAAAGAAGCGGGCCAUUGAAAAGCAUAUUCAGAGAUGAGUAGGCAAGAGAAUUAUUUGGGUUGUGACGUUGUGGGCUAAUAUGUACGGAUGUUCAUUAACUACUCUAUUUGGUUAUGAUUUAUCUUCUAAUUCUGAUAAUUUAAUAGUUAAAUACUUGCAGGAGGCGAAAAAAAAAAUUAGUAUUCUUAUUCAGUCAA
Messenger RNA from Tripterygium wilfordii, 3065 nucleotides. RefSeq names its product protein GRIP. The transcript has 22 exons. The record is from RefSeq and is a predicted model, not a curated record. Gene Ontology annotation, biological process: reciprocal meiotic recombination. Bases 270 to 2660 code for a protein of 796 amino acids. Lineage: Eukaryota; Viridiplantae; Streptophyta; Magnoliopsida; Celastrales; Celastraceae.